Hyaloscypha bicolor E is the source of this 635-nucleotide messenger RNA. RefSeq lists its product as uncharacterized. The transcript has 2 exons. NCBI's taxonomy places the organism in Eukaryota, Fungi, Ascomycota, Leotiomycetes, Helotiales, Hyaloscyphaceae. The record is from RefSeq and is a predicted model, not a curated record. The coding region runs from base 32 to 418 and encodes 128 amino acids.
CAGCCCCUUUUCUUGGCUCAUAACGACUACCAUGUUAAUAUUGCAUCUCCAACACCACCGAUAUGCCGUCUCUAAUGCAGCACCAAAAAUCCAUCAAGCACUGCCCCUGACCUGCUGCGAUCCCUCUGACAGCCACGAAGCAUGCUCGAAGCCCGCCUAUCCCCCCAUCGACCAAUACCCCUGUCCCGAGUGCAGGCAGCUCUUCACACAGAAGACAUCCCUUGAAGCUCACCAGCGCAAGAGCUUGCAUGCCUACUGCUUCGAUUGCGGGAUAAUUGUCCUGUUAUCAGGUUGGGCAAUAUUCCAGUGCUGGUCACGUGGUUACCAGAUGAAGUGUAGCGACUUGCAGUUACCUAUACCAGGUGGCUUUAGAAGUUCUGUUCACGAUUUUUUGCCCUGCAGGAGGCCUCCUGCAUAGGAAGCACGCAGGGUUCGGAGUGGUCGAUUCCAACCACCGCCAGACAGCCGCAUCCUAUCAUUAGUUUCUGCAAGGAAACCGGUUUGAACGGUUGAUGAUCCGAUUGCCUUACUAUUUUUCUUUUGAGCCGCCAGCAGGACCUGCGAUAUGCUCCGCUGGCAAGAUGCAGCGUCAGCCGGAUCUGUAUGGAUGACACUUCUCUGUUGAAGCUGUCUGG